CUAUAAAUAGGCUUCCAACUUCAUGGCUAGCUAUAGCUCCUCCUCCUGCAAGCUUCUCCCACCAUGGCAGCCACACUAUCCCUACUUGCCCUUGCCAUCCUUGCAACUCUAGCCGGGGCAAGCUCUAGAGACUGCCCUCCUUGUGGUGGCACCGAGAUCCCUUACCCUCUAAGCACCAGCUCCAACUGUGGUGACCCCGACUACAAACUAUACUGCAACAACAACUCGCUCGAGUUCCUUUCAGUUGGUGGGACUCCUCAUCCAGUUCUGAGCAUUAAUCCGGAAGCUUAUAGGCUCAUCAUCCAUGUUCCUGCAAUCGAUAUGAACGUUUGCAGCUCUUCUGACCUCUUCGAAGGCGGCCUGAAGAUCGACGAGAGCUCCCCGUUCAAUAUAUCCAACCGUAACACGGUCAUGCUGUUCGACUGCAAUGAAACCAUACUGUUCUCGCCAUUGAAUUGCUCUUCCAACAGCCUUUGUCGAAAGUUCGAGGAGACCGAAGAAGGGAGUGCGUGCAGGGACACGCUUUGCUGCACCUACUUGAAGGACUCAAGAAUGACUUCUCAUAGGAUUAGGAUUAGGGUUGGAGGCUGCACUGCGUACACAAGUGUGGUGGACAUCGAUCCUAAUGAUCCUCCAAGCUUGUGGAACUUUGGGAUUGAGUUGCAGUGGCUACCACGGCGUACUUGACUCCACCAAAUCGCACCUUUCUUCAUGUUUGGCUGCUUGUUUUCCAUGUGUGUGUGCGCUUGUGUUUUCUUUGUGUUUGCACUCUCAUCUCUUGUGCUUAAUUAUGUGUGAUGUUAAUAAGCCUAAGAUAUGAAUAAAAAACGCACUCUCUA
Phoenix dactylifera (date palm) is the source of this 839-nucleotide messenger RNA. RefSeq names its product wall-associated receptor kinase-like 20. Lineage: Eukaryota; Viridiplantae; Streptophyta; Magnoliopsida; Arecales; Arecaceae. The record is from RefSeq and is a predicted model, not a curated record. Gene Ontology annotation, molecular function: polysaccharide binding.